GCCAAGUCUUUCUUUGUUAUGAGAGGUUAAGUUAUGUGUGUAAAUGGCUUUCUUUGUGCAACAGUUUGCAGGAAGCGUUUUACAAAGUUCACUGGCAUGUGAUUAAAUCGGUAAUGUUGUAAGGAAGUGUCUACACUUCUCUUAUCCCCUAGAGUUGCACACAGAGCUUCCCUGAAAGUACUUGGCCAUCCUCCCAACCUCAAAUUGAUUCAUCAUCUCUAAGUCUUAAAUCCCCCUCCAAAUGCUGUGGGCCGGCUGCUAGAAUGACUCAUUCUUCCACGGGGUUUGCAUAGUGGUGAACGUCUUCUACAGGUUACGUUUUUGAAUGUUGCUUCUUUAGUUUUUGCUUGGAUUCAAAAUGACGUUCCUUCACAAAGCUGUUCAAUCGAAAUAGGAAAGGAAUUUAUUUUCCCAUAACGGUAAAAUGCUUGGGGUGGAUUGACAUGAUUUCAAGUUUGUUGAUGUAAAAGACUCAUGUUGUUCCACAGACUGACACUCACCUGAUGUCUCUUCUCUGGAUGGUUCUUUGUCUCUCUCUGUGACCUCAGUUAAUCGACAAAAUGUCUGGUACUUACACACCAGCACCUGGCGGAUCUUUUUCUGCCCUUACCCCAAGCAUGUGGCCUCAAGAUAUUUUGGCCAAAUAUCAUCAAAAAGAUCCUGCAGAGCAGCCUGAACAACAGUAUGAUGAGUUUGGCUUCAGGAUAGAUAUGGAAGAUGAUGGAGAGCCCAAGAUCAGGUUGGGCACAGAGGGUUCACCCCAGCGUGAAGACCCCCAGCAGCGGCUUCGCUGGCAAGCCCACUUGGAGUUCACCCAUAACCACACGGUGGGGGAUCUGACCUGGGAUCUCAUCGAUCCCGUCCUUCCUCAGUCGGAGCGUCUGCGUUCUUUGGUCCUUGGUGGGAUACCUCACAGCAUGAGACCCCAGUUAUGGAUGCGUCUGUCUGGAGCACUGCAAAAGAAGAGGACCUCAGAGAUUUCCUACAAAGAAAUUGUCAAGAAUAGCUCUAAUGAUGACACCAGCACAGCUAAGCAGAUAGAAAAGGAUCUGUUGCGGACCAUGCCAACCAAUGCAUGUUUCAGCACUCUGAACAGCGUGGGAGUCCCAAGACUGAGGCGGGUACUGAGAGGUCUGGCUUGGCUCUACCCAGAUAUCGGGUACUGUCAGGGCACUGGCAUGGUCAUUUCCUGCCUGCUGCUCUUCCUGGAGGAGGAGGACGCUCUGUGGAUGAUGUGUGCUUUGAUCGAAGACCUCCUUCCUCCGUCCUACUUCUCCUCCACACUCCUGGGGGUCCAAACCGAUCAGAGGGUUCUGCGGCAGCUCACCGUUCAGUACCUCCCUGCCCUGGACCGCCUCCUCCAAGAGCAUGACAUAGAGUUGUCGCUGAUCACAUUGCACUGGUUCCUGACGUCAUUUGCCAGUGUGGUGGACAUCCGUCUGCUUCUGAGGAUCUGGGAUCUGUUGUUUUAUCAGGGCUCGGUGGUGCUCUUCCAGAUCACACUGGGCAUGCUCAAAAUUAAGGAGGAAGAGCUCGUAGCGUCAGAAAACUCUGCGUCCAUUUUUAACACUCUGUCAGACCUGCCAAGUCAGUUAAAAGACGGGCCUGCAGUUCUUGGAGAGGCUAUGCGGAUAGCUGGGACGCUAUCCCAGGAAACUUUGGAGGCUCAUCGUCACAAGCACCUGGCCUAUAUUCUUAACGAACAGGCGCAGCUCAACAAUGGAAACAAUUCCACACUCGGUACCAAUCUCAACAAGGUGGUGAGGAGACAGUCCCUGCGCAGGAAAUCCACACUGACCUCUCUGCUGUUUGGGGAGGAUGAAGCCGAUGCCCUGAAAUCCAAAAACAUCAAACAGACAGAGUUGGUUGCUGCUCUAAGGGAGGCUAUAACUCGUACUGCGGAGCACUUCCACUGUCUUGACCCACGGCAUUCCAGCACUGAUCUGACACCAGACUACUCCAUGGAGAGCCACCAGAGAGACCACGAAAACUUUCUCGUGGUGUCUCGUAACAGACGGAGACGAGCAAAGGCUUUGCUGGAUUUCGAACGUCAUGACGACGAUGAAUUGGGCUUCAGGAAGAAUGACAUCAUCACCAUCAUUUCACAAAAAGAUGAGCACUGUUGGGUCGGCGAGCUCAACGGCCUGAGAGGUUGGUUUCCAGCCAAGUUUGUGGAAAUUCUGGAUGAAAGAAGUAAGGAGUACUCAUUAGCAGGUGACGACUCUGUGACGGAGGCAGUGACUGACCUGGUCAGAGGAACCCUGUGUCCUGCCCUGAAGGCCAUCUUUCAGCAUGGAUUAAAAAAGCCCUCUAUACUUGGAGGACCUUGCCACCCAUGGUUAUUCAUAGAGGAGGCAGCUAGUAGGGAGGUGGAGAGAGACUUCAAUUCUGUCUACUCUAGACUUGUGCUUUGUAAAACAUACAGGUUAGAUGAAGAUGGAAAAGUGCUGACACCUGAGGAGUUGCUGUACAGAGCAGUGCAGGCUGUAAACAUGAGCCAUGACUCUGUACACGCUCAGAUGGAUGUCAAGUUCAGAUCUCUCGUGUGUGUUGGCCUGAAUGAACAGGUUCUCCAUCUGUGGUUGGAGGUGUUGUGCUCCAGCAUGGCUGCUGUAGAAAAAUGGUAUCAUCUGUGGUCCUUCCUGCGCAGUCCUGGUUGGGUGCAGAUCAAGUGUGAGCUCAGGGUCCUGUCAAAAUUUGCCUUCAGUCUUUCUCAAGACAGUGAGCUCCCUGAAAAGAAAGUGGAGAAAGAGCAGAAGCCACUGAAAGAAGGAGUGCAGGAUAUGCUGGUGAAACAUCACCUCUUUAGCUGGGACAUUGACGGCUGAGUGCACAGCAGAACAUCUGAUUUACCCUGUGUGCUGCAUCUUCGUAUUAUGCUGGUGUAGAUUCUCGGCCAUUCAGGACAUAACAAUCCAAAGUUGUUGAGCAGAGAGCAACUGGACUUCUUUGUUUUUUACCUUUCACCAAAUGACGUCUUCAGUUGUCAAGAUGGUUGGAAGCAACAGGCUCAUAAGUGGUAGUCAGAGGAAUCUCUCAUUGCUUCCAAACUUGCUUAGAAGUGAAGAAGCUUUUUUGGCAGGGGGGUGGAGGGGGACGAUUUUUAAGAAACUAAAGAAAUCCAGUUGCUUUCUACUGCACACUAGGGAUUGAAUCUUGGUGUUUCUGAUGUAUUUUCAGCUAAUUGCAAUCCAUACCUUGGAUAAUUCUUUGUUGAAGUGGCACAGCCACUUCAGAUGUGUUCUCACCCUGAGAGUCAUGGGCACUAAAUGCACCAAAGUAAUGACUGAAACCCCAGUAAUGUCCACUUGGUUUGUAAAGACUAAAGUUCGGUGCAUACUUUAUUUUUUAUUUCUGUCCCGUUUUCAAUGUUUUGCCCCCAGAGUUAAAAAAUAUGUCUAGAAGCUGAACAUUCCUGUCGUACAGAAUAACCUGUACUGCUAUGCUGUAUUAUUUCAUGAACACUACUUUGUGCAUGAAUUGUAAGUGCACAUUCAACACUAUUUUAACAUGAUCCUCAGUUCUUCAUCCUGCUGUAAACUCGUAUAUUUUAGGACCAAAAAAAAAGGAACAUUCCUAACCAUGGGGCUGUAAAGAUAUAGACUAUUUUUGCGAAGAAUGUUACUUUCCUCAACUCUCUGAAAUUCAUUCCAUGUCAUGUUGCACAUGCCAAGAAAAGCCUUUCAGAUGGUGAUCAUGAACUGUGUGUCUGCUACCAUGAUGGGGGUAGUAAAAAUGCACUUAUCGUGCAUUUAAUGUGUAGAAAGUAGCUACUUUUUGUGUUGCAUCAAUAUGUGUUACAUUAAAACAUCUAUAUGAUCAAAA
Messenger RNA from Poecilia reticulata (guppy), 3825 nucleotides. NCBI's taxonomy places the organism in Eukaryota, Metazoa, Chordata, Actinopteri, Cyprinodontiformes, Poeciliidae. The record is from RefSeq and is a predicted model, not a curated record.